Umbelopsis ramanniana AG is the source of this 1606-nucleotide messenger RNA. RefSeq lists its product as uncharacterized. The transcript is spliced from 12 exons. The record is from RefSeq and is a predicted model, not a curated record. The coding region runs from base 134 to 1522 and encodes 462 amino acids. Lineage: Eukaryota; Fungi; Mucoromycota; Umbelopsidomycetes; Umbelopsidales; Umbelopsidaceae.
GUAAUCGCCGAAAGCAUACUGCAAGAAACUUAAAAACAGUAUCAUCUAGGACCAUGGAGAAUUCGCAUGCUUUCAUACCAGUAAGGGACAAUCUAGCUUAAUAAGUGGAAGUGGCGCGACACUUGGUGAAUGGAUGGUCAAAAGAGCCAAAUUUGUUCCCCUUCGCUUGGAUGCCGAGGAGAGGAUUAAGCUUAGACUGUUGGAGGCGGCUCUGAAUGUUUCAGAAUACACAGACAAAGUGGAUAUCAUUUCAUAUUCAAGUAAAUCCAAACGCAUAGUGGCACAAAUUAAAGACUUUUGUGCUAUUUUGUCCGGACUGGUAGUGGCUGGGGACUACAAACUUGGCCAGGAACUUUUUUCCGAUCGUGCCUUCAGUGAAAAUGAAGUGUUCUUUCAAAAUGUGUUUGAAGUGGGCCGAAGACACAAGAUUAUGAACCCAGAAAAAAUGCGGUCAUCUUAUGGCAAGCUUAUAUAUCUUUUGAUGGACUCUGUCAUUCCUGAUGUACAGGAUCUCUUAGGGUUCUCUUGUGUUAUACCGAUUAAGACAGUAUAUACCUUCUUGAAGGAAACGGAAAGCCUAGAGCUACUUCACGAUGAUUCAAUCGCAAUGGCCACAAGAGAAAUUGUGUCCGAUGGCAAAUCUAGAACGCAUAUCGAUGCAGAGAUAAAACGUAAGGAGAAGGCAAUGGAAUACCUUUGCGAAACUUACCAGAACGAACGGAUAACGAGGGACCAGAUUAAACGAUGUUUAUUGUCGCUUUCGGACAAUCAUGCCUUCCUUAGAGCCAAUCGUGAUCCCUGUGAGAAAAUGUUGAAAUAUCUUACAAAGUACUUCAGUCCCACCAAGGCAGAGCCUGGAUAUUCACUUGCUAUCUCUUCAGGACGUGGUGGUCAUCGAUUGACACAUAAUCAUGCCACUCAAUUUGCCUAUGUGCACCAGACACUCAAUCUCUGGAGAGAGAUUCUUCAUGAAAUGUUUAUGCUUUGGAGUCUAUCUGAUGACGACUUGUUGUCCUCCAACCCAUAUCGGUUAACCAAUACAGGACAAGGAUUGCACCGUAUACAAGCAUGCCCCUCUGUUAGUCGAGAGAUGCAUAGAACACUGCAUCGCGCGCAAAAAAAAUCGGGUUCCUGGAUAGGGAGCAGUGUCAUCCAUCUCGGCGAUAAGAAUGUGGCCAAUGCAUUCAUGUUUAUAGACAAGUAUAAUCAAGUAGCACGUAUCCUGAAUCCUAUUGUGCUUACCCUUGACAAGCUGGAUGACUUUUCUGAAGAUCCAGGGCUUCAAGAGUAUGUACAGAGUACAUUUGGGGGUGUUGAACAGUGCAGAAAAGACAUAUUGCUGGACUUUUUCAGAAGCGCCUUUGAUGGAUCUGGUGCUGAUAACUUUUUUGAUGCUGGUAGCUGCAUCGACGGUAGACUGACAUCAGCUUGGAACUGGUGCUCUCAAAUUGAGAAGAAAUCAUACUUCCCCGUAUUCUUGUUGACUGGAUUUGUUGGUUUCGAUGGUGGAAGUUGGAGCUAAAGCUUGUCACCCGGGGUGCCUUAUGCAUGGCCCAUCAUGGCAGAAUAGCAUAAGGAGCUAAGACUUGAAUGACCUGCCUUCGGU